ACUCAGGCUGCGCCGAGCAAACCCAACGCCUUUUCCACCCGCCGCCGCCGCUGCUGCUGCCGUCUCUCUCUCUCUCUCUCUCACACUCUCUGCAGUGACGGUCAAUUGACUGACUCUCCGGAGAGGGCGCACACACAAACAAACGCAGGCGCCCGAGCAGAAGAGACACGUACGUUUCUCAUUCAGAUCCCGCGUUUUUUCCAGCACGAGUCCCUGAAGCCUCGAUUCAUUCAAGAGCAUAAUAAUAAAAGAAGCCAUUGAGGGAGGAGGCAGAUAGACAGACCCAGAGACGGUUUUUUCGUUCUGUCCUCUCCACAGGAGUUCACGAGAGGGUCGUGCAGUCUCUCGACGCCGAAAGAGAGAGAGAGCCAAAGUUUGCAAAGUUUCGGUUCCUCGGAAAUCGCGAGGUGAGGUCGCCAUGGACAGCGUCGUCUCUCUCGUCUACUAAAAGCGAGUGCCACGGACCUGUGGAACGUCGGCUUUGUCGGGGGUCUGCUUUACGAACACAAGGGAGGGUACGCAGUCAAAGUCAUGGCUUUCACUAGGGGCAUGAGCGUGGGCAUGAGGGCCGCGCUAGCGAUGCUUCUCUUGAUACCCAUGGUACUGGGCACUCCUCUGGUGACUGGCAAUGUAGCGACCAACGAGCUGAUUGAGCCACCAGUACAGGAAGACUUGGACUUGGCCUACUGCCGCAGUGGAUCAGCGUGCGGCUACCUGCAGGUGAACGCCUACGGGGUGAACGCUCGACAGUUCUGCAGGUGCCCCAGGAGAGAGGGGACUUGCAGCCUCCACUGGGACCCCCAGGAUGGCCACUCAGUCACCAUGGGAUCAGAUCAGUACAAGUUCUGUGGGUCGCCGCCCUCCAUUCAUGUGUGUAACCGCGACGAAACGGCCUACACAGCCGCUUACAUCUUCAACAAGGCUACGUUCAUGAUGGCAGGGGAACACCACCGAAUUCACUGCUAUUGUCCUCCACCCAUGGCUCACCUUCAGGACGACAUGGUGGAAGACGUGGUCGACGGAGAACUCAUCAUGGCCACCGUCCACGUCUGCUCCAUGCUGCCCUUAUGCGCAGAGGACGCCCCGUGCAAGGAGGUCAGUUUGGGAGGAGGAGCAUCGCUCGUCAACCCCAAAUGCCGGUGCCCAAGAAACUUGUCCUGCCCAACCUUCGGUCUCUCCGUCACCCCACAUUCAAACGCCUACCCGGAGGGCAAGGCCUAUUCCGUUCACUGCCAAAAGCCGUACUAGAAUGUGCUACUCCCCCAACCCCAUCCCCCCCACGCCCCAGAUCUCUCCCCGCCUCCUCUCCUUGAACUGCGUCAUCUCGCCAGUAGAGUUUUCGUUUCCACUUCUUUAGGCCUUCUCCUUCAGUCUUGCCUGACUCCAAAAGCCCUUCAAAAGACUUCUGUCAUCGCGAUAACUUGGAUUCUAUCAAUCAGUAGCACCAACAAUUUACUGUUGGGAUGGAAGUCUCGUCAUCACGAGGCCCAUCAUUAAUCUAUUUAGCUGAUAGACUCUCGCGUAGUCCGCAGUGACAUCUAUAUAGUUGCCCAUUUGGUUCCUGAACAGAGUAGGAAGAAGGUUCAUAGGUCUAGAGAAAUGGUUUCCCCUGCAAAACGGGAACUCUCGUCAGAUCUCGCUUGCAAACGGAGACCAGGAAUCAAGACCAACCAUUCUUGGAAUUAGCGGCUAUGAUAUAGCGUCAAUCUUUAAUUUCUUUCGAAGGAAGACCUGACUUAAGUUGUAGAGAGAAGACAAAUAAGGCAAUAAAAGAUAUCUUAAGUUUUCAUACUACACUUAUCAAUGAUGCAAAUAGUAAAAGAUGAUUUAGCGUGUCAUAUAUAGCUUAUCGAUCGACGAAUUAGUAAUCAGUAAAUCAGUAAUGAAAGCAUGAUAUGGAUACAUACCUACAUACAAAUGCUCACAUG
Macrobrachium nipponense is the source of this 1928-nucleotide messenger RNA. Its product is annotated as U-scoloptoxin(11)-Sm5a-like. Lineage: Eukaryota; Metazoa; Arthropoda; Malacostraca; Decapoda; Palaemonidae. The coding region runs from base 532 to 1248 and encodes 238 amino acids. The transcript has 4 exons. The record is from RefSeq and is a predicted model, not a curated record.